GUUUUGUUCUCUAACCUAGGCAUAUCAUGUUUACAUUAGUUGUACAGCCUAUAAUGUUAAGUCUUCUUUUCGUAGAUAUUGUCAAUAAAAUAAGAGUAAAAGUAAAAUUGUCGGGUAGUAAUUUGAAACCACAGGGUUUGACCCACCCUGUUAGAUUUAGGCUAAAAAUUGCGUCAAACAGAGAAUGAGGAAGUCCAACUCGUAGUUUCCCCCCUCUCCUUCCGAUGUUCUGAGUAUAGGCAAGGUACAUGUACGGCACACAAAAGUCUUACAAUGUAGGAGUAUUUGCGGACGUUUCGUUAUCACUUCAACAUAUUCUCUUUUAUAUACCUGUGCUUUUGUUUUAGAGACAGAGAGCCUCACAAAAGAGGAUUGGGAAACCACUCAAAACGAGUAGAAUGGAUUUCCCCCACCUGACGGAAGAUGACAUGGCUGAAAUAAAGAAGGAAGCACUUGAAAGGCUACGCCCGUACCUGGUCGAGAAGAUCAUCGCCAGUCGUCACUUUGACUACCUACGCUCAAGGAAGAUCCUUACUCGGGACGACACGGAGGAGAUAAGCUCCAGAAACACAGACCGCAAGCGCGCUGGCAAGCUGCUGGACUACCUGGCCGAAAACCCUCGGGGCUUGGAUACCUUAAUUGAAUCCAUCCGUCGGGAGCGCACCAUUAACUUCCUCAUCACCAGAAUAACCGACGAGGUGCAGAAGGUCAAGAACGAGAGGAUAGCUGCCAUGAAGGCAGAAGCAAGCUCAAGCUAUACCCACUCAAAGUCUGGUGCCACCAACGACCUCUCUCGGACAUUUUCCUAUGAUUCUAACUUUGACAAGUGCUAUGCCUCUACGCUGCUUUUCCACCCAGAGGGCGAGGGGAGCCCAUCUAACUCGGUGGCCACUGGUUCGUUAAACCUGCUCUGUGGGUCUAGUGGGAGACGAGACAACAUUGUCGGGGUUGUGGGCAGCAGUGUCAGUGUGACUGGGUCGUCCUACAGUGUCUCCUCAUCUUUACCUAAGCCGGGAGACCCAGGGGCUCCCCCUCUACCGGAGGAGGUCCUGAAUGAGAUACAGGACACAGAUUCCGGGGCUUGUGGGAGUACUGCCAGUGGUGGGGAUGCUAAUAUCCAACCACUGCGAUCCCGGUCCAUUUCACCCCGCUCGUGAAAGAACUGUUAACGAGUCCUGUGCCAAUGACCACCAUCUGGACCAUCGGAGCAAAACUCUAGCAUAUGCCCACUUGUUAGGCUGCUGAACUUUUCUAUUAUUUUUAUGUGUCAGAGCCUAUUUCUUUUCAGUCACUGUAUAGUUACAAUCCUUUACUCUUCAUUCAUACCUGAUGUAAUUGUGUUGUCUUACUUAAUCACCAGUUUUCUGCUGUACAUAUGUUGAUGUUUUCUUGCACCUCAUGUGUAUUGUGUUAAAAUAGUUCAUGCGUGGUGGAGGACAGAUCCUUCAACACACAGCUUUGCGCAGUGGGGAAGUUUGUAGACCUUGUGAGGUGAUCAGGAAAUCCCAGGCCAGUUGAAACUUGUCCAUUAUGUGGAUCUGCGGCUAGCUAGUUCAUUAUAUAGCUGCCUCAACUUUAGGGAACAUUCUAAACGACAGACCACUUCAGCACAUGACCAUGAUGGUGGACUGGAGUAAGACUUUUCAGUGUCCUAAUGUCUGACAUCACCCUUCAUAAAUAUGUUUUUUUUUGACGGAGUCAUGCACUGGAACUUGUUGACAUAACCACUAGACAGCCAUCAUUUUUAGCACUGAUUAACUCACUGAUGGUCAAGAAAAGCAUGCAUAUCAUACCACUAAUGUAUUAGUAUAACCACAAAACACUGCAGUCAUUAUGAAACAACAGAUCAAAUAUUGACAGACAGACAGAUUUUUAAGGAAAUGGAGGUUAGGAGGACUCAAUCUGAGAGUAACUAACUGAAGCAUAGUCAGAAUAAUAUGUGUAGCACCAUUCAAGGCUCCCAGUGCUGUUUAGUUGGUGGCUAAAGUAAAAACAAAUGGAAUUAAAUACUGGAACCACUACACAAUAAAAAUAAAACAAAGCUAAAACAAAUUCACUGUGAGAUCAUCACUGCAGUCCUUGGAUAAAGUAAGUGUUUGUCUAUGUAUGUGACUGAACACAAUCUGUGUUAGAAAUGACUCAAUUAUUUUACCUGUGUUGCCAUAACAUGUUUAUUGUUGGCUGUAGUCAAUUUGUGAACUGAAAUAUACUUCAAGGGGAGACAGAAUAAAAGAGCUGCAUGUUUUCUGUUCACAA
Clupea harengus (Atlantic herring) is the source of this 2256-nucleotide messenger RNA. The record is from RefSeq and is a predicted model, not a curated record. Lineage: Eukaryota; Metazoa; Chordata; Actinopteri; Clupeiformes; Clupeidae.